Messenger RNA from Vigna umbellata (rice bean), 710 nucleotides. RefSeq lists its product as uncharacterized. The record is from RefSeq and is a predicted model, not a curated record. NCBI's taxonomy places the organism in Eukaryota, Viridiplantae, Streptophyta, Magnoliopsida, Fabales, Fabaceae.
UCUUAUUAUCCUGUUAUAAAACACUGCUCAUGUUCACUUCUUUUUCAUUCUCAUUCUCUCCAAAGCCACACAAGAGUGCAUGAAACAACUUCAAAAAUUCAAUUAUCAUCCAUGGCUGCAGAUUCCAACUCAAACUUCGGAAUCACCAUUGAAAGAAAUCCUCCACAGUCACGCCUAGCUGAGUUGAACAUCAAGUGCUGGCCCAAGUGGGGUUGUUCUCCAGGGAAGUACCAGUUGAAAUUUGAUGCAGAAGAGACAUGCUACUUGGUCAAAGGGAAGGUGAAGGCUUACCUAAAAGGAUCAUCAGAGUUUGUGGAGUUUGGAGCUGGAGACCUUGUGACCAUUCCAAAGGGACUCAGUUGCACUUGGGAUGUGUCUCUUGCAGUGGAUAAGUACUAUAAAUUUGAAUCAAAUUCUUCUGUUACAUCAUCAUCUUGUUAAGUACUCAUUUCGACAAAUUAUUAUGAUUAAUUAGGUUAAUUUUAGCUUGUAUGAUUCAUCAACUUGCUAUUAUUCAUUGAAAAGAAGAAAAAAAAGAGAUAAAAAAUGGUUGUCUGAUUGCUGUUGUUUGAACUUGGGGGGAAUCGAAUUGAGAUGCUAUGGCUGACAGAAAGAGAGAGAGAGAGAUUGAAAUGAAUGAUAAUUAUUUUAGUCAAAGAAGGAGAAAACAUAUCGGUCAAUGCAUGAAGUCCUGUAUCUACGUGUAAAAA